UGUUACAUAUUUUUAAAACCUAUUAAUAUGGUGUAGAGACAUUUGGUGUUGUUUAGUUAUUUUUAUAUUUAGUUAUUUAUAUUUAUCUGUUUUAAGAUAUUUUAUAGUUUAGUAGAAUCACUAAUUCGACAAUUAAUUUGUCAUUAAUGUAUAAGAAAUGUCGAAAAACAAAAUUGUCGUUUCGAAACAUGACAGUCCAUCAGUAGUGUCAGUUAAGAGCAAGUUCGAUGCAGAGUUUAGAAGGUUCUGUGUACCUCGAGCAGAAACAGAGCGAUUUGAAGAAUUCAAAUCACUUCUGGAGAAACUACACUGCCUGUCACAUACACCAUUCCUCAUAUCUUAUGUAGAUCCAAGGGAUAGCGAUUUGUUACCGAUUAACAAUGAUGACAACUUGGGCAGGGCCAUUGUUACUUCCAAACCCAUGUUAAGAGUUAUAAUCCAAAGAAAAGGCGACUCCCAAGAAGAACUAACCGGCUAUGGCACUAUGCGACCAAGGAACCUUAUUUCUUCCAUUCUUGGAGGGACCCCCGGAAAGGGUCGUGGCCUAGCAAUAUCAAAUCCUCAUGAUUUUCGGCAAGUUUCUGCUAUUAUUGAUGUUGACCUAGUUCCAGAAACUUGCAGGAGAGUACGGCUUUUGAAACAUGGCAGUGAUAAACCUUUAGGAUUUUAUAUUCGCGAUGGUACGUCAGUGCGAGUAACUUCCGCCGGCCUAGAAAAGCAACCAGGAAUAUUUAUAUCCAGGCUAGUCCCCGGAGGCCUAGCCGAAAGCACCGGUUUAUUGGCAGUAAACGAUGAAGUGUUAGAAGUAAAUGGAAUCGAAGUAGCUGGCAAAACUCUGGACCAAGUCACAGACAUGAUGGUGGCCAACAGUUCUAAUUUAAUAGUCACAGUUAAACCAGCGAAUCAACGAACUGUUGCGCCCCACAGGGGCUCUUUCUCCAGAACUAGUCAGUUGUCAAACGGAUCGCAACAAUCACAACCAACGACAGGCUCUGACACAGAGGACAGAUUUGACCAAGAUGAGAUAUUAGACUUAACCAGUGGUGGCCUUGAUGAUAGUUCCGUCACAUCACCUUCCACGCCUAUUAAAAACAAUGAUGGAGUUCUGCAUCUGUAGUAAAGUAGUGUUAAUAUGCAAUCAAUUAAGUAUUAUAUUAUUAUAAUAAUUCCAUCCAAUGAACCAUUCCAUAUCAUUGAAAGUAUCAUUAAAAGACAAUAAAUUAUGUUGGCAUAUCAAUUAUUAUGA
Ctenocephalides felis (cat flea) is the source of this 1246-nucleotide messenger RNA. Its product is annotated as partitioning defective protein 6-like. Gene Ontology annotation, biological process: centrosome cycle. The coding region runs from base 158 to 1117 and encodes 319 amino acids. The record is from RefSeq and is a predicted model, not a curated record. Gene Ontology annotation, molecular function: protein binding. The transcript is spliced from 5 exons. Lineage: Eukaryota; Metazoa; Arthropoda; Insecta; Siphonaptera; Pulicidae.